Owenia fusiformis is the source of this 345-nucleotide messenger RNA. The record is from the annotation of a GenBank genome assembly. NCBI's taxonomy places the organism in Eukaryota, Metazoa, Annelida, Polychaeta, Sabellida, Oweniidae.
AGAGUUUAAGGGUUGUUCAGGAAUCUUUCAGGGAAAGAUAUUCAGACCGUCCCCCCCCCCAGCUAGAAGCACAAUUUUGCGAAAUGUUAGGAAAUACCAGGAGGCAGGGACAAGCCUCAACCUAAACAAAGGAAAUUCUGGGAGACGACGAACAGGACGAUCCGAGGAAAAUGUCGAAAGAGUCCGUACUCGCCUUCAUGAGAAUCCAAGAGACACCAGUGCCAGAAGGAAUGGUAUUGGACUUCCACAAGCAACAUUUAAUAGAAUCACAAGGCUUGACCUCAGGUGGCAUCCUUAUCAGAUGAGAGUCAGACACAAGCUUCCACCAGGGGACAUGCCCUGAAG